Messenger RNA from Solea senegalensis (Senegalese sole), 2901 nucleotides. It is a transcript of the gene smtnl2, whose product is annotated as smoothelin, like. Gene Ontology annotation, biological process: positive regulation of vasoconstriction; actin cytoskeleton organization. Gene Ontology annotation, cellular component: filamentous actin; microtubule organizing center; I band. The record is from RefSeq and is a predicted model, not a curated record. NCBI's taxonomy places the organism in Eukaryota, Metazoa, Chordata, Actinopteri, Pleuronectiformes, Soleidae. The coding region runs from base 598 to 2292 and encodes 564 amino acids. The transcript is spliced from 11 exons. Gene Ontology annotation, molecular function: protein phosphatase 1 binding; tropomyosin binding.
AGAACUGCUGUUCCUAUAUCAGGGUUUCGAGUGUUUGCAGUGUCUGGAAAAUAAACCACUCUGUUUCUUAAGGUAUUUAUUUAUGUGUUUCAGUUGAAACACUAAAUGAUGGACAGAAAAGGAGGAGGAAGAUGUGCGGUACAAACUGGAACUGGAGAAAUAAGUGAAGGCUCACGUUUUUACACACAGUGUCCUCAAGGAUUGGAGAGAAGCGAUGAACCUGAGACUUUAAAACAAACCAGAGAGUCGGCAGCAGUGGAGAGCAGAGCUCACACACACACACACACACACACACACAGAAUGCACACAGCUGUUCGGUGCUGAGGGGAUCUCGCUGGAGAGGCAGAGCUGAGACUGAAGACAAAGUGAGACAUCUGUACCUGAGAGGCAGAGCUCACUGAAGAAGCAGGAGCAGCCUGGGACGUCCAAGAGUAGUGUGGAUAACAGACCAGACCUUUGCCCCCUCCUGCAAACUUUCACCUCCCAACCCCCUUCAUCUAAACCCUCAGCUCACUGACUGAGGCUUCACACUCUCCAUUGUCCAGAGGAUCUCACAUAACUGAGCAGCCGUCUACUUCAGUGUUUACAGUGGUACCAAUGGAAGCACCAACCCUUGCUGAGAUAGGAGACCUGUGUCACCCACGUUCUUCUUCUCCAGAGGGGGAAACUGUGUGUGCAGCUCUAGCCCGCUAUGAGAACACUCUCAGGGAUGCCAUCAGGGAGAUCCACUUGGAUGUCAGCGCUUUUAAGUUUGGUAUGGAGCGUCGCCUGGAGGAGACGGCUAACCUGAGCGGGCCUCUUGGACGAGCGGUGGCCCUGCUCCAGCAGGAGAACCGGCAGCUUAGGAGUCAGCUGGAAGCUCUGACCCAACAGGUGGAGCUCCUGAGUGGGGUCACAUGUAACAGGAGCACCUUGAACAACAACAACAACAGCCACAAUCACAGUCUGAAUAACAAGAAUCACCUCGGUGACAUUCAGGAGAACCAUCAGGAGAUUAAAGAGGUGGUCUACGGGAAGGGUGAGGCUCACACUCAGAGCCAGGCUCACCUCCACGUCCAGCCCUGCGCCCUGGGGAGUCCAGCCCAGACGUACAGUGGCCUCAGCAGUCAGCCAAGCCCCACAUCCCCCCCCGUCACCUUCUCAUCCUCCCCCAGUUCAAACAGUCCUCCUGCUGGCUCCAGAGUUUCCUCCAUGGUGACAGGCCCAGUGUCCAGCAGCAGCCCGUCCACUGCCCGCUUUUCCAGCCGUGCUACGUUUGCUGUGUCCAGCAAGACUAACAGCAUUGAGCGAGAAGAGCCAAUCGAAGUGGACCCCGCCCCCACACAUGCUGGCCUGGAGAAUGGACACGCUACCACAACAGAACAUUCAAUGUUGGUACACGGCGAGAUCUCUCCACCCGCUGACUCUCCACAUGAGCACACAGCUCCUGUCGCCAUGCGGAUGCCCCACCUCCCCAUCACCGCCACAACCAAGACAGCAGACGUCAAGGGCUCUCCCAACUCUCCCAGCAGUCCUGUGGGUUCCCGGUCCUCCCCGGUCUCUGAGGCCUCAUCUCCAGGUCAAACAAUGACGACCAUCAACCAGCCCCAAACGAUAGAGGAGUCUCAAGUUCAGUCUGUAUCUUCUAUGAAGACAUGGACUCCUACACCUAUCAGAACUCUGGGAUCUCCCCGCCUUCAGGAGAAGACUAAUUCAGCCCCUGCCAAGUCCGUGACCUACUCAGCCUUACAGCAGCAUGAUAGAGAUGGAAAUAUGAGCAGUGACGUGUCCUAUGGGCCGAUGGGAGAGAGAAGGCGGGAACUGGUGAGGUCACAGACUCUGCCUCGUAACAUCGGCGCUCAGGCUCGUCGAUCGAUCUUUGAAAGACUCGAUUCUGAAGCAAGUAACAGUCGUCCAAAAACAGUGGAGUCCAAACCCAAACUGAAGCGGUCCCAGAGUUUUGGGGUGUCCAGCGCUAGCAGCAUCAAACAGAUUCUUCUGGAGUGGUGUCGCUCCAAGACCAUAGGCUACCAGAACAUUGAUAUCCAGAACUUCUCGUCCACCUGGAGUGAUGGGAUGGCGUUCUGUGCCUUGGUCCACUCCUUCUUCCCCACUGAGUUUGACUACACCACUCUGUCGCCCGCCAACCGUAAAGACAACUUUGAGUUAGCCUUCCGAACUGCGGAACUGAAGGCCGGCUGUGACCGGCUGAUCGAGGUGGAUGACAUGAUGAUAAUGGGCCGUAAACCAGACCCCAUGUGUGUCUUCACCUACGUCCAGUCCCUCUACAACCACCUGCGCAAGUUUGAGUGAAGCUCAGCAACUCUGUGUUUCACUCGUCAACCUUUUCCAGCCUCCAGCAGCAGCAGCAGCAGCAGCAGCAGCAGCUUCUUCUUCUCUCAGCUGAGUGCACCUUCAGAGCAGACUCACUAGCACUUUGAAAUGAAAGUAUGCUGCUCUCUGGUGGUGGAUAAGUGAACAACUUUCAAACUGAUGCAGGAAACACACUCACUGAUUGGACAUCAUCCAGUGGUGUUAAUGCUAAUGACACAAACACACAUCAGGGCUGCUUGUCAAUAUUAGGUUUUUUUUUAGUGUGUGUGUUUGUAGCUGUGAUAUAUUAGUCAACAAGCUGAAAAUGUUGCUGUGUCUUCAUUAUAAUCACUAAAUAUUAUCCUCUCACACUGCACCUCCAGAAUGGAUGUUUCACAAAUGUCACUGAAGGCAUUUUUUAAUAGACACUUGACUAUGACUUAUGUCAUCAUAAGACAAAACACACUGUAGAAUAUCUUAUUAAAAUAAUUGUAGCUUUGUAAAACUGAAGUCAUUAUUCCUGAGUGAUGUUUACGUCCACACAUUCUUUUAUUUACUGAAAUGGAUUUGAGGAGAUAAAAUCAAUAAAUUUGCUGUUUGACAAAUAAA